Messenger RNA from Histoplasma capsulatum G186AR, 141 nucleotides. RefSeq lists its product as uncharacterized. The record is from RefSeq and is a predicted model, not a curated record. The transcript has 2 exons. Lineage: Eukaryota; Fungi; Ascomycota; Eurotiomycetes; Onygenales; Ajellomycetaceae. The coding region runs from base 1 to 141 and encodes 46 amino acids.
AUGCGCAAAAAGCGGGGAAAAUCUUCGCAAUCCUGGCUACCCCCGGAUGAUCUCAGCAGCCAAGGGCAAAAGAGCAUGAAAGAGGACCUUGAUCGAUUUUAUAACUAUAUCCCUCACCGCCACAAUUUUGUUUGUUGUUGA